CAAGCCUGCUGGCUUUCCCGCUUUCGACGUUGUCUAGAUGAAUCAAGUUAACCUACGAAGGCUGCAACGGCAGCCUGUCACUCGCACCCACGCGCCGCUGCGGCGCACUGUUCUAGCCUCACAGGCAAACCGCUCCCGCCGAACGCAAGCUAUGAAGCUAGAGCCGUUAGAGAGCAAUGAGCACAGCAUUCGGUUCAAGGUCUUACAGGACGUCCAGCUACUGCCUGUGGUCGAACACAUCUUGUCAAAUGCUGGCGCAGAUAAGCCCGAAGAUGACCCAACCGCGAACCGAACUCGCGCUCUGGAGCUCCUCCAGCUCGGCGCCGUGUACGUGGGGUUCCCGCAGAAGGGGCUCGACCACAUCAACUGGGUGCGGUCCACCGACCUGCCCGUGGCUGUGACCGCGGCUUCCGUACCGGUCGGCAACUACGUGCGGGUGCACCCCCGGCCCAAGCGCUACCCCGCCUGUUACUGCAAAGACUGGCCCUCCCGGGUGCUCCACUGCGACGAGGACUACCUGCUUAUCAACAAGCCCGCCGGGCUGCCCUGCAUGCGGCACGAGAGCAACGCGGCGGAGGAGCUGGCGGCUUGCGUGGGGCGGGCGCUGGGGCUGGCGGGGCUGGAGGUGUGCCACCGCCUGGACCAGUGGACCACGGGCCUGGUGGUCCUCUCGCGCCACAAGGCCGCCAACACCGCCUUCAAGCGCGCCCUGCAGGACCGCGAACCCGGCCUCACCAAGACCUACAAGGCCCUGUCGUAUUGCGCCCCCCCGCCCGGCCCCCUGCAGCAUCACAUGUACGACGGCCCCUUCAACGAGGCGGCAACCGUGCUGGGUCCGGGGGGCAACCUGCCGCCGCGGGGGCCCCGGCUGCUGAGCGCCUGCGCGCACGAGCGGUGGCGGCUGUGUCGGCUGGUGGUGCGGGAGUGCAGGGAGCACCCGGGAGCCCUGUCCUGGUACCACCGGACAUUCAACACGCAGCGGCGGCAGGGCGAGGAGCAGGAGGGGCAGCAGGCAGCAGGGCAGCGGCAGGAGGUGGGGCAGCAGGAGCAGGAGCAGCAGGCGCGGGGGCUGCUACAACAGGAGCCGCAACAGGGACAACAACAACAAGACGACGCGCAGCAGCAACAACACCAACAGCUGCACCAACACCUACGUGCACUGUCACUCUCAUCACCUCCUCCUCCUCCUCUUCACCCGGAACUGCCGCCGCAGCUGCCACACCACUCCAGCACACCCCAGCACCACCCGCAACACCCGUCAGCUCCCCUCCCCUCCCCUCCAACCCCCGCUGCCGCCCGCACGCCCCUCCCUCCCUCUUCCCCCACCUCCACCUCCACCCCACCCGCUCCUCCUCCCUCCUCCCCGCCCACCACCCUCUUCGAGAGCACCAUCGAGCUCAUGACGGGUCGGACCCACCAGAUCCGAGCCCAACUGUCGGCAGUGGGGAGUCCGCUGGUGGGGGACUACAUGUAC
This is a messenger RNA of Astrephomene gubernaculifera, 1474 nucleotides long. Lineage: Eukaryota; Viridiplantae; Chlorophyta; Chlorophyceae; Chlamydomonadales; Astrephomenaceae. The record is from the annotation of a GenBank genome assembly.